CCGUGCGCGGGCGGCGCCGGGGCCCGGCCGGCCGGCAGCGCGCUGCCGCGGGCAUGGAGCGGCUGCGGGCGGACGCGCGGGCCCUGCAGGAGUACGCGGAGUACCGGCGAAUUGUAGGUGAUGAUGAUGGAGGAAAGCUCUUUACGCCAGAGGAAUAUGAGGAGUACAAAAGAAAAGUAUUACCAGCUCGGCUACAGAACAGGUUGUAUGUGAGCUGGAGAUCACCAGCUGGCAUGGACUGUAAGCUUGUGGGACCAGAGACACUGUGCUUUUGCACUCACCGGUAUAAACAACACAAAACAGACUAUGAGGUGCUUCCCAAAGAGCGCCCUAUCUGUGUGCCUUGCAGAGUGAAGGGUUGUCAGUGCCAGUCCUACCACUUUGUCCCCCUGAACGGCACCCAGCCCAUCCGCUGCCGCUGCAAGCACUUGGCUGACCAGCACAGCCCAGCACCCGGGUUUCCCUGCAACUCCUGUUCCAAGUGUUCAGGCUUUCAUAGCUGCUUUACCUGUGCAUGUGGGCAGCCAGCAUAUGCUCACGAAACUGUUGUGGAAACGAAAGAGGAGCGCUUAGCCCAAGGAAAGCCCGUGGGGCAGGAUGUUCCUUACGCUGCCAUGGGAGGACUGACUGGUUUUAGUUCGCUAGCAGAAGGCUACAUGAGGCUUGAUGACAGUGGAAUAGGUGUUCCUUCUGCUGAACUUUUAGAAGCCCCCAUUACUAGCAUGGAUCAUCCAUUUCUAAAAGCAUUUCAGGGGCCUUCGAGUUCCAUUCAAACCAUGCCACAAAUAGCAGGUAGUUCAAGAGGCACAGGGCAAGUUUCUCAUGGAAAACAAUCAGAAGCCGAUGACAUGGCUUACUUUGAAAAACGCUAUCAAGAACGGCUGAAAAUGGAGAAAGCUGCUAAAAGGGGAGAGAGGAAUCCAGUGCCGUCAAAGAAGCCAUGACAUUAAUGAAUAAAUAUUUAUUAUUUGGCACAUUGCUCAUUAUUGCAUUGAAUAUUUUUCUCUGAGCCUACCCACAUACCUGUAUUUAUUCAUUCAUUCAUUUAUUGUUUUGUUCCUUUGAUGAAAUUAAUUUUUAAUUAUCUCAUUGAAAUAAAAUUGGUUCCUUAAUCAGUGUGUUUCUAAUCUCCAGAACUGUUACAAAGAUAUUACUUUGAGAAUGAAGAAGUAUAUUUAGAGAGCUGCAGCUCUGAGUGUUUAAGGUCUGAGAGAAUAACCUUGUAUUUAAAUAUUAGGUUGUAGGAGGACAAAGAAAAGAUAUGUCUUAUUUUUAGACUUUUAUGUUACAUUUUCUUUAUUUGUGGAGUCCUUUAAACUCAUCUUGAUUAUGGAUUUUAUGUGGUGAAGUUUUUUCUGUUAAUAUUGACAUUUUAAUAUUUUUUUUUAAAUAUUUUUUCUCUUUCUGUUGAUUUCAUCACCUUGACAUAAAAUUCAAUUAUACCCUUCUUCUCUCACACUUCUGUAGGCUCUGUUUUUCCCAUCAUAUAAUUUUUUUUUUUUUUUUUAAUAAGACAUUUUAUACACUUGCAAACCCAUUUCCACGCUUAUGAGCUACUUGAAGGGAUCUUGCUUGUGUACUUUAUCCCAGAUUUCUCUGGUGGUACUAUUCUCCCAAUUCUGUUUGUCUGUUACUGUCCAUAACAAUUAUUACACUAAACUUCUGAAAACUUUAAGUGGAAAUUGAUGUUAUUUAUAGCAUAUAAAGCAAUAAUCGCAUGCUGUUUGGUACAAACUUAUUUAUCCAAGAGAUUCCUCAUGUCUGAACACAGCCUGAAUCACCUCAGGGAGAUGUGCUUUUGUAUUCUUUGUCCAUAUUCAGAGCUGUGGCAAUAUAUGUUGCAUUUAAAGGUAGUGGACAGGAAAAUAUAAAAUUGAGUGCAUGUGUGGUGAUUUAAUUCUGCCAAGCAGCACAGCAAGAACUUGGUACAGAAUAACUGGCAGAGAGUACAGCUUAGGAAGCAAAAUCAGAGUCUGAGUUAACUGAUUCUGCUUUGAGAACCGAGAGGUGAAAGUCAGUUUGUUCUUACAAAUACCUGAAGGUGUCUCUUGGGCUGGAGGCUUUACAGGAGGUGUGUGUACAGAGACUUUACAGCAAGAACUGCAAGAAGCCUACAAAGCUUUGUUUCCCAUUGGAAAAAAUGCUUCCACGUGCCUGAUGGGAAAAGGAGAAGAGGUGAGUCUGAGGGCAUUUACUGCAGGGCAACUUGAUUUUUGUUCAGAUAUCACCUGUGGUGUGAAGGCUCAGUUUUAAGAGAGCUUUUUACCUUUAACUCUGACUUAUAUUGCCAUUUCUACGGGUGCCAAUCAGAGAGGAUAAUCCGUUACUUAAAUUUGAUUGCAUGAUACAUCAAGGUGUCUAAUUAAUGUUUUGAAAGUACCUGUACUGUGCAGUUCUACAGUUACAUGCUGCUUUAGCCUAACAAGCGAAAGUCCUAAUUUGAGCUCCCUCUUCUGGCCCUGGCAAGCAAUCCAUUCUACACAUCCUCUGCUUGGGCUUGAAAAUAAAUGGGGUUUUCACAGUGUAAUAUCAAGAAACAAAUACAAAUAACAUUCAUGAAGAAUAGUAAAAAAAUACAGAAAAAAAAUUUCCUAUUUUUCAAAGAGAUUGUUACAAGCUUAUUAGUGUAAGUUUACUCUGGUUUCCUGCUUAUCCCUGUUACUAUGCCCAUGGAGGAAUGAAGUUCUGGAAAUCUGUGUGUGUGUUGCAGAAGUAAGAUUUCUCACAGCAAAAUAUUGUUAAAGAGAGAAGUUCUAACAGUUAAAAAAACUUUUAUUUUGUGUUCCUUUUGAUACUGAGAACAUACCCUUUAGGAUAUAAUGUAUUGUUUCACAUUUUGAGUUGAUAUUAUUUGUCUACUUUAAAUGCUAGCUCUGCCAAAUUCAGUCCUACUAAACUAUACUUUGAUUAUCGCAAACUGGUUUUAUUAAAGUAAUUUAAAAAAUAUUCUGUACUUUAACUUAUUUACUGUUUCCACUCUAAGGAUAUAAAAAAGUUACUACAUUUAUUUACUGAUAUUUCUUUUUUAGUUGGAAAACAGGUUGGAUGAUAAAAAUAUCAAUGGCAUUAAAUACUGCUUAGGAGUUCUGACUGCUUUCACUCACGUUGAUGAUGUCCAAGGAAAAGAAACUUGCCUUCCUUGCUAGAAGGCAUAUUUUUGCAUAUUAGUAUUUUUGUAUAUUUAGUAUUUGCAUACUACCUUUUUUUCUGAAAUGUUAUUGGUAUCUAUACCAAUAGAUAAAUACAAAAAAAGCCAUAUACAAUACAUCUCAUAACACUGUUGGCUGUGAAAACUGGACAAUGAUACAAUAUCUUAAACGGAAUUUGAAUUUAUCCUAAAAACCCAGUGAUCGGUUUGCAGGAUCAAUAUUGCAACCUCCAAUUCUACUGAAAAAUUUCUUUAUACAUCUGCUAGAAAAGAGUAUUUUAUUUUUUUUAAAUUAUAAAAGCAGAGAGUGAAUGCUAGUAUGUGUGCCAUUAGCAGGGUCUGUUAAAUAAAGAUCUCAGUUUAACAGGUAUUUGCUGCUGGUUUGUUUUUUUGAGAGCAGCCAUGAACUUUGAACAAAAUAUCAUGGGACAGAUAAGUUACCAAUUCAUCUGUGUGAUUUAUUGGGUGGGUGUGUAUCUGUCAUUCAGCUGGAAGCAUGAACUGUUUCUGACCCUAAUCCAAGGAACCAGGGAAAAGGCUUUGUUCUCAUGCACAUGAGCAUUCUGAGCUGUUCAAGCCUAAUUGUAUAGGCCCUGGGCAGUGCUUAAGCAUGACUUAUUUUUAAAAUAGCUGGCUUUCAAAUCAGUAUUUUGCCAACACUAUAACGUUCCUAGAGUGUACAACAGCAUUUUCUUUGCUAGUUUUGAUCAUCCUGUGGAGAGGCUGAGAUGUUCCUUGGCUGUUUACGAUCGUGGGCUCUGGUCAGUGAUCCCAAGUGGAGCGCCAGGAGCUCCUCCCUGUUCUGUGUGUUUCUGAUACUAACUAUAAACCACGUCUGUCCGCCUCGGGUUCGCGAGCGAGGGGAAUGCCAUGUGUGAAUUCACAGCCAGUAAUGGCAUCCGUGCAGCUCCUUUGUCAGGUUGUCAGUGCCUUUGCAGCACGCUGUGCAUAUUAAACGGCUGGCACGUCUCGUGACUCUUCGUCCCCCAGCCUCUCUAGCAGUUCAUAGCCAUGUGGCCUAAGAAAAGAGACAACUCUGCAAGUAGUGAUAGUAUUUGUUCUUAGCACAAAUAUAAUUGAAAAAAAAACAACAAAGGUUUUCCAGUCUAAAAGACCUCGCACAGGUGUACCUGUUAUGGAGGUUUUUUUUGAACUAAAUAUACUAUUUUUGUCUAUAAGCCUAUACCUGCUUUGGAACCUUUAGCAUCUCUCUUCCGGCAGAAGGAAUCAUUACUUGCUUUACAGUGUUUUUAGCUCUGAUUUCACAUUCACUGUACCUGUCUGGCACGGCAGGGCACUGACCCCAUGGGCUCCUUUGGUUACCUCCCAGGCUCAGCCAUUAACUUGUCACCUGUGUGAUGCUGUGUCACAGACAGAAUGGGAGCCUCACACAAAGCUUAUUAGUUGAGUCAUGUGCUGCAGAGAGAACCCCCUUGCUUUCUGAACUCCUCAGAGUGGAGUCUACGUGUGGCUGGAUCCAAUCUUAGCCCCAGACUUAAUCAACAGUUUACGUCUAAAGGAUUAUCCAAGUGUAAUUGAGCCUUUGUACAAUUUUGUCCUGAAGAAUUAAGGAUGGCAAACCAAAUAUAUUUAUAUAAAAUAUUUAAUUUGUUAUGAUUAUGAUUAGACUAAAAUAGUUUAAUCAGACUAAAAUAUUUUAAUCAGAAUUAUUUACUCCACAGGUAGAAGCUACAACUAUUGGUACAGGCUAAUUCUCUGUCUUUAAGCAAUAUUAAAGCAAUUAUGGGAAAGCUAACAAAACCAAUUCAGAACCAAAAUCAAGUAGAGAUUGAUGUCACUGACUCCUACCAAAGAUUGUAGGCAAAUCUCUUUUUCUCAGCCUUGAGGAAUAACCUUGAGGGGCACCCCCAAGCCAAGGGAAUAUCUCCACAGACACCCCAAGAAGGGGGAUGUCAGAAGACCCUGCCAUUAAAGAUUGGGACUGCUCACUCAGACGUCUGCAGGCCAGCUGUGUCAGUUCAGCAGCUUUAGACAAGUUAUCAGCAGUAUCACUUUUUCCUUCUUUUAUCACGCACUUUACCAGGCCAGCUACAUCCUCACCUCACUCUCAGGAUGUUUAAUUUUGGAGCUGAUGAGUCAGUCUGCUUUCAGCAUUAUUCAACACCAAAAGCAGCACAGAUAGCUUUGCAAAUAGGGCGUUGUUCAAGUUGGUUUACCCCAUUCUAGGCAGAGUAUCCUGUUACAAACCAGCUGAGCACUUUCAAAACUAUUUGAUUCUAACUGAGGUGUUUAAUCUUAUCCUCUCUCUCCUAGAAAGUUUCUGUAGAAGUAUGGGCAAAAUACAGCAUUUCAUUUUGGAAAAAGAAAAAUAAUCUAAUUCAGACUGCUAAUUUCAAGUACAAAGAUUUCAAGAACAGACUAAUUUCAAGUACUGUUGUUCCCCUUCAGACUACUAUCAGUUAUUCUUUUCUGUAAUAUCAAAAAGAAUUGUUCAUCAAAUGAAUACAUGAUGAGUGAGAAUCUGUUGCACAAAUAAGUUUGUACCUGUGCUUUCAGGAAUAUUUGGUAGGCCAAAAAAUAAAUAAAUUGAGGGCUAAAAUAUUUGGUGUUGAAGAAUAAUAUAGGAGUCAGUUGGAGUCCCACUGGGGUUGUAUCUCCUGCCCUAAAAACAUCAAUUUUGAUGAGCAGGAGGAUAUUGGAAGGGGGGAGUGAGAAAAAGUAAAAAUACCCAAACAAUGAAUAGUUUUCUUUAAUGUAAGGGUUGCAGCAGGGAGAGGGGAAAAUCCAGAAGGAGUACCACAGGUUGCCUUUCCUCUUUGGUCUGCUGGCUAAUUGGUGUGUGCAUAUUGGUCAGAAUCUGUGCAGAUUUGAGCCAGCUGGAGGAGGCAAUGCUGCUUGCUGUGUCACCAGAAGGAAUGUGGGGAGGUGGAUCAAACA
This is a messenger RNA of Parus major (Great Tit), 6046 nucleotides long. It is a transcript of the gene FAM221A, whose product is annotated as family with sequence similarity 221 member A. The coding region runs from base 54 to 944 and encodes 296 amino acids. The record is from RefSeq and is a predicted model, not a curated record. NCBI's taxonomy places the organism in Eukaryota, Metazoa, Chordata, Aves, Passeriformes, Paridae. The transcript is spliced from 7 exons.